This is a messenger RNA of Camelina sativa (false flax), 820 nucleotides long. Lineage: Eukaryota; Viridiplantae; Streptophyta; Magnoliopsida; Brassicales; Brassicaceae. The record is from RefSeq and is a predicted model, not a curated record.
UAAUCGAUAUUGUGAACCAGAGAAUCCUGUUACAGAAUCCGGCAAAGGAGAAGGAGAGAGAGAGUAGGAUGAUGCUAAGGCAAACGUCGAGUAAGGCUUAUCUAGGGCUACGAGCGUCUCCUCUAGGGUUAGGGCGUCGAUUGUACCACGAGAAUGUGAUCGACCACUUUGAAAACCCUAGGAACGUUGGGUCCUUCAAUAGGAACGACCCUGACGUUGGCACAGGAUUGGUAGGAGCUCCUGCCUGCGGGGACCUCAUGAGCCUCCAGAUUAAGGUCGAUGAUUCCGGUCAGAUCAUUGAUACUCGAUUCAAGACCUUUGGCUGUGGCUCUGCUAUCGCCUCUUCUUCCGUCGCUUCUGAAUGGAUCAAGGGCAAAACCAUAGAGGAAGUUUUGACCAUCAAGAACGCGGAAAUCGCAAAGCAUCUUAGGUUGCCACCGGUCAAGCUACAUUGCAGUAUGCUUGCAGAGGACGCGAUCAAGUCUGCCGUCAGAAACUACAAAGAGAAGCAAGCAAAGGCUAAUGCUGCCACUGAAGGAGAAACUGUGGAGGCCUGAAUCCACUAAUACUAUAUGCCGCUUUGUGCUGUUGCAGCUGCUGAUGAAAUACAAGUUGCAAGGAGAGUGAUCUUGAUAAUGAAAGCUCAAAGCCUAGACAAGUCAAACUUUCUAGCUGAAACGGAAAGUUCUCUUUCACGAAACUAGCCCUUUGUUCCUUCCCUCGCUCUCACACACACUUGUCAGUGCUGCUUAUUGAUUCUCCUCUGUUUCCACUUUCUCUCUUGCUCCCUCUCAUACUCUUGCUUUCUUUAAUCCGAAUG